CAAGAAACAACAUGGCGGCCCCCAUGGUAGCAACUGUGGGAUAUUUCCAAGCCGUUUGUGGCAAACAGCUGAAAACAAACAAAAGCAAGGAUCCCAUUCUAGAUGCUGGAAAUGGCAAAAAGAUUUCUGGACUGUCCAACAUUGCAAAGCACUUGCUGAGAGUGUCAGAUGACUUCAAAAAUUUGAGCUUGGAGGAGCGUAUAGCAGCUGAGCAGUGGAUAGAAUAUGCCAGGACGGAAGUGUCUACCGAUAAGGAGGCUGUGAGAAUGGUUCUUAAGGAGCUGAAUGCUUAUCUCCAGGACAAAGUUUUUUUUGUGGCUGACAGACUGACAGUGGCUGACGUCUUCAUGUUCCACAGUCUACACGCUGUGUUUGCCCGGUUGACUUUCCAGGAAAAAGAAAAACACAUCAAUGUAUCAAGAUGGUUCAGCAAUAUUCAAAGAGAGCAGGCUGUGAGACAGAACCUGAGCGGUGUGACAUUCCUGCGAACCCCGGUGUACGAUGGUGUCGCCGCUCAUUAAUAAUGAUCUUGUGUCUUGUGUCUGGGGGAUUGUGUGCAUAAAACAUUAAACAGUGUCACUGCUCAUUAAUGAUCUUGUGUCUGGGUGAUUGUGUGCAUAAAACAUUAAACAGUGUCACUGCUCAUUAAUGAUCUUGUGUCUGGGUGAUUGUGUGCAUAAAACAUUAAACAGUGUCAUUGCUCAUUAAUGAUCUUGUGUCUAGGUGAUUGUGUGCAUAAAACAUUAAACAGUGUCAUUGCUCAUUAAUGAUAUUGUGUCUGGGUGAUUGUGUGCAUAAAACAUUAAACAGUGUCACUGGCAGUGCCAUGUGUCGAAACAAUA
Messenger RNA from Aplysia californica (California sea hare), 842 nucleotides. Its product is annotated as eukaryotic translation elongation factor 1 epsilon-1. Gene Ontology annotation, cellular component: aminoacyl-tRNA synthetase multienzyme complex; nucleus; cytoplasm. Lineage: Eukaryota; Metazoa; Mollusca; Gastropoda; Aplysiida; Aplysiidae. Bases 12 to 521 code for a protein of 169 amino acids. The record is from RefSeq and is a predicted model, not a curated record. Gene Ontology annotation, biological process: positive regulation of DNA damage response, signal transduction by p53 class mediator. The transcript has 6 exons.